Messenger RNA from Penicillium diatomitis, 2868 nucleotides. RefSeq names its product putative C6 transcription factor. The transcript has a single exon. Gene Ontology annotation, molecular function: DNA-binding transcription factor activity, RNA polymerase II-specific; DNA binding; zinc ion binding. Lineage: Eukaryota; Fungi; Ascomycota; Eurotiomycetes; Eurotiales; Aspergillaceae. Gene Ontology annotation, biological process: DNA-templated transcription; regulation of DNA-templated transcription. The record is from RefSeq and is a predicted model, not a curated record. Bases 1 to 2868 code for a protein of 955 amino acids. Gene Ontology annotation, cellular component: nucleus.
AUGAUUCCUCCCGAGUCCGCUGACUCGCCGUUGAGAGCCGCGGGUUCAAGGCCUAGCUUAGGCAGAGAGGAUUCCAUUCUUGGUCCAGACGAUUUCGAAACACAAAGCCAUGCAAGCUCCCGCGGCCAUGGUAGUACACAGUUGCACGACCCCGCCGCGGCGGCUGACCACGAUGGACUCGACCCCCACGGCGAGGAGAAUACACGAGAAGGAGCAGGCGAUGGCCACGACUCGGCGCCUCUCGAUAAGGAUGGUAGGCCAGCAUGGAGCGAAAUGAAAACAAAGGCGGGCAAAGAGAGAAAACGAUUACCGCUGGCCUGUAUAGCCUGUCGUCGGAAAAAGAUUCGAUGCUCCGGCGAAAAGCCGGCAUGCAAGCACUGCACCCGCUCCCGGAUACCAUGCGUUUAUAAAGUGACCACGAGAAAGGCGGCUCCGCGGACAGACUAUAUGGCGAUGCUGGACAAACGGUUGAAACGAAUGGAAGACCGCGUGAUCAAGACGAUCCCAAAGGAUGAGACCAGAGACAUGCAUUCAAUUGGGCGGUCGGUUGUCAAGCCUUCUGCGCAAGCCCCAACCUCCAAGGCUCAGAAAAAAAGAAGUGCGGAUGAGGCUUUUGCAGUUGAAAUCGAGAGCUGGGCGCAAGAAGACCGCCGCCCGUUGCAUGAGACGUUCCCAAUGAACCGAGAAGCGAAAUCCAACGAUGGCACCGGGCUUUUGACGGAAGGGGCCGAGUACCUACCUUCUUUGGAGAUCCAGGAACAUUUGGCAGAGGUCUUCUUCGACUGCGUCUACGGACAAUCAUAUCUUCUGCUUCACAAACCCAGCUUCAUGCGUCGUCUGAAGGCCGGCUCGGUCCCUCCUGUCCUCAUUCUGGCCGUCUGCGCUGUCUCGGCGCGGUUUUCCACGCAUCCGCAGCUGAACUCCGAUCCGCCUUUCCUUCGAGGUGAAAACUGGGCCAAUCCCGCUGCUGUCAUUGCUUUGAGCAGACAUGACGAGCCGAACAUCACCAUUCUCACUGUUUUCCUUCUUCUCGGGCUCCAUGAGUUCGGCACGUGCCAUGGUGGACGAAGCUGGUCCUUUGGAGGUCAGGCAUUGAGGAUGGCAUAUGCACUUCAACUACAUCAAGAGCUCGAGAGUGAUCCACUUUUGGGUAAAGGCAACGGUGCCGGCUCGCAAUUGAGUUUCACGGAUCGCGAGAUUCGACGGCGUACCAUGUGGGCUUGCUAUUUGAUGGACCGAUACAAUUCUUCAGGCAGCCAGCGGCCGCCGAUCGGCAAUGACAGAUUUCUGCAGAUUCAGCUGCCAAUAAAGGAGUCACAUUUCCAGAUGGAGAUUCCAGGGCCGACGGAAGAUUUGGAUGGGGAGGUGCUGAAUCCAGUCCCCGACGAUUCUGGGCAAAUAUCCAACGCCAGAGAGAACAUGGGCGUAUCAGCCUAUAUCAUCCGAGCCAUCGUCAUUUGGGGUCGCAUCGUUGAUUAUCUGAACCUUGGCGGGAAAAGAAAAGAUCCUCAUCCCUUGUGGCAUCCGAGUUCGGUAUAUAUGCAAUUGAAACGGCAAAUCGAGGAGUUUUCGGCUUCACUUCCCGGCGUCCUAGCAUUCAACUACGAGAACCUUCAGAUUCAUGCCGCUGAAAAGAUCGCAAAUCAAUUCAUCUUCCUUCACAUUAUCACUCACCAGAAUAUGCUGUUCUUGAACCAAUUCGCUAUCCCUCUGGCUCCCGGCGGCCGUCCGCCCCGCGGCAUGCCCAAACCAUUCCUGAGCAACGCUGGUCGAGCUGCUGUGGAAGCGGCCCAUCACAUCUCAGUGCUCUUCGAUCGGGCAUCUGCCUAUCCACUCACUGUGCCUUUUGCUGGGUACUGCGCCUAUACGGCCAGCACGGUUCAUAUCUGGGGAAUUUUCUCAAAAAAUGCGCAAUUAGAGGCUCGAUCCAAGGAGAAUUUGCGCCAUACGUAUCGCUAUCUCAACAAAAUGAAGAAGUACUGGGGCAUGUUCCACUACAUGGUGGAAAGUGCAAAAGAUCGGUAUCGGCAAUUCGCCGACGCUGCUAUUAGAGGAUCUGGGUCGGCUCAAGACGGUAGCUCCCUGGCUCCCAUGUUUCAGUACGGAGACUGGUUUGACAAAUAUCCUCACGGCGUGUCGAGAGUCCACUGGGAAGAUCCCGGUACACGGCAAAAGGAGUCGGGUGAGGAUGCAGUCAUGGGUCAGAAGCCCGAUCUUCAGAGUGUGGAGGAUUUCUUUGCCAGCCUUUCCCCGACACCGCGACCCAGUAUUCCUCGUCGCUCUCGUCCACGCAAGAAUAGCAGAUUCUCCGAUGGCACCUCGAACUCAAAUAUGGAGCAGUCGCCAUCCCAAUCUCUGGAUCUACCCCUGAGCGGUAACACGGCUAACGUACCAGCAAGCACUUUUCCUCAGCCCUCUCUUUUCCCGCCUGAUGCCACUAUGUCCUUUGGUCAACCACCCUUUGACUUUAGCAUUCCGCCAGACCAGCUGCCGCAGUUGGAUCGGCAAUUCGUUUACGGCUCCUUUGCCGAUUUCGAUCCAGCCAAUUUUGUCACUUCAAGCAACCCGGCGAUACCACCUCCACCACCAAUGGGUAAAUUCGAGACUCAGGCGCCUGAUCAACACCUUUUCACGGGGCACCUUGAUCCCGGUGCACCCUCGGGGACGGGCGAGUACUAUCAGCCCAGUGCAUGGUUCUUGCCUUUUAACCUUGAUCCUCUGGGUGGUGGUCCACCGCAAUCUGUGGGGGACACUGCCGCCGCCCCUGGGCCUGGUAGCGAUUUUCCCGGGUUGGGGAGCGUAGACGUUUCAAUGGAUGGGUUUGGUCUGUGUUUAGGAAGGUCCACAAGAUCGGAUUCACGACGAUGA